Messenger RNA from Ilyonectria robusta, 558 nucleotides. RefSeq lists its product as uncharacterized. The coding region runs from base 1 to 558 and encodes 185 amino acids. The record is from RefSeq and is a predicted model, not a curated record. Lineage: Eukaryota; Fungi; Ascomycota; Sordariomycetes; Hypocreales; Nectriaceae. The transcript is spliced from 4 exons.
AUGGAUCAUGAUCUCAGAUCAGUGCGAGGUCUCAUCCUUGAAAUCGGACCAGGGUAUCAUGCGACGAUGAUUCUACCAAAAACGAAGACAGCAGACCUCGAGAAGUUGAAAAAAUUUAUGAAUGUGAACCAUGAACUCUUACGAAGCCGCAUAGUCCAGCUCACGUCUGAAUUCCGAGUGGUGUUGCCUGAGAAAAAAGAUGAUGACGAUGUGGUCACAAUUCAAACUCUUAUGGAAGGCAACUCUGUAGGAGAGUCAUGGCAAAUGGCUAUCCAAGGUUCCUCGUCUCUCAUGAUGAAGAUUUGUCGACGCCUCCGCAAUGAAGAUGAGUCUGCGAGAAAUGCUAUCAUCUGUCAUGCCAGGGGUCAUCAGAGGUUAUGUAGUGCGAGAGUACCAAUUGUCGAGGAGGAGAAUUAUUAUCAGCCCUCAGAAGAUUCUAAUGGCGAGGACCAGUACCGCACAACCGAGAAGAAAAGAAAGAGGAUAUUUCAGAACGUAAAUAUUGUGGAUGGCGAGGCGCGAGGGCAACAAAUGAAGAAGAGAAAGUGUAAGAAGUGA